GCGUGGCCGGACUGAGUUGGCGGUGCAGCAGCUUCCGGCUUCCCUCUGCGGGGCGCGUGGAGACGGGGCGAUGCGGCCGCUGACGGAGGAGGAGACCCGCGCGCUCUUCGAGAAGCUCGCCCGAUACGUGGGCGAGAACCUGCAGCUGCUGGUGGACCGACCCGAUGGCGCCUAUUGCUUCCGCCUGCACAAGGACCGCGUCUAUUAUCUCAGUGAGAAGAUCCUGAAGCUUGCCACCAGCAUCCCCCGGGAAAACCUGGUGGCCCUGGGCACCUGUUUUGGCAAGUUCACUAAGACCCAGAAGUUCCGGCUGCACGUCACGGCCCUGGAUUACCUUGCCCCCUAUGCCAAGUACAAAGUGUGGGUAAAGCCUGGCGCAGAGCAGUCCUUCCUUUAUGGGAACCACAUACUGAAAUCUGGCUUGGGGCGGAUUACCGAGAGCACAGCCCAGUACCAGGGAGUGGUGGUGUACUCCAUGGCUGAUGUGCCCCUGGUGAGUGAUGAUGGGUGGGUAAUUCUUUGUAUUUGGGUGGAUGAGGAGUGUCUUACUGUCUGCCUUGCUUUGACUUUCCAAGGGCUUUGGAGUAGCAGCGAAGUCCACACAGGAGUGCCGGAAGGUAGACCCCAUGGCCAUUGUUGUCUUUCAUCAAGCUGACAUCGGGGAGUACAUCCGCCAUGAGGAGACACUGACUUAGACGAAGGGGCAGGAGGCCUCAAGGACUUUUUGUCUGGGGUGGGAAUCAGACUGACUGGCAUUGCCAACCAAUCCCUCCCUUUUCCCCUGAAUAUCUUGACUGGCCUGUUUGCAGUAUUGGACAGGGAGAAACUGGUUGCAAAUAUUGUCUGCUUGGUAUAAUGAGAACUGUGCCUGCCUGGAGGUGAGAAAGUUGCUGUUGGUCUAACUUCUGUGAAGUAAAACUCUGUUUUAUA
This is a messenger RNA of Heteronotia binoei (common prickly gecko), 930 nucleotides long. RefSeq names its product nucleolar pre-rRNA processing protein NIP7 (gene NIP7). NCBI's taxonomy places the organism in Eukaryota, Metazoa, Chordata, Lepidosauria, Squamata, Gekkonidae. The transcript has 4 exons. Bases 71 to 655 code for a protein of 194 amino acids. Gene Ontology annotation, molecular function: RNA binding. The record is from RefSeq and is a predicted model, not a curated record. Gene Ontology annotation, cellular component: nucleolus; preribosome, large subunit precursor; nucleus. Gene Ontology annotation, biological process: ribosomal large subunit biogenesis; ribosome assembly.